AUGUCGUCCAUUCUCUCAUUCCUAGGAUGGGCAUUCCUUCCUAAUUAUGCCACAUCGCUCCUCCAAAGUGUCUACUACGGAAUUACCGUCCGCGCCGGCGAACCUCGACCCCAACCUCCCUCCCCACGAUAUGCGCGCCAUCGCCGUCGCAUCUUCAUUCUAGUAAUUACCAGCUACCUCCUCUACACUCUCUACGAUACCUUCCACAAUGUCCAAGUCGCCGGCGACUUUUACCGCGCGCUGGGAGUCUCCCCGCUCGCCAACGACCGGACAAUCAAGUCGCGCUUCCGACGAUUGGCUGCGCAGCACCAUCCGGACAAAUUGGGCCAUGGAGCAGGUGACGGAUAUGGCAGCGGCGGGGACGACUACUUCGUGUUCUUGAAGUUGGCGCAGGAUACGCUGUUGGAUCCGGCAAAGCGGUUUGCGUAUGAUCGGUUCGGACCUUCGAUUUUGAAUUGGGGGAAUGAGAAGACGAUGCAGGAUUUCUUGUAUGCGGCUAUGCAGCGGUCUAUUAUUCCGCAGUAUGUUGGGGGGGUUGUGACGAUUAUCUUCUUGAACUUUACCUGGUGGUCGGAUUGGGGGCGCUACUGGCGCUUCUUCACCUUCGCGGCCCUCCUGACCCUCGAACUCACCCUGAUCACCCACAGCCAUCUUGCAGUCUUCACGCCCGCCUCCCUCCUCCCCGAAGGCCUGCGCAACAUUCUUGACAUCCCCGACUCCCUCAGUUUCUACCUUCUCCCCUUCCAAGUCCUCCAAAUCGCCCGCCAGGCCUCUAUUAUACUACAUAUCUUCAUCUCCCAACUCACACCACCAGAGUUAACGAAGAAAUCGUCCUCGACACCGGGAGAACGCCUCGAUAAAGAGACGAUGCAGAAACUGGGACAGGUGAUGAAUCUUUCCCGCGCAACGGACUUGGAGGCGACGAGGCUCUUGCAGAUGGGGUACGCGCCAUUCCGGGGUGAUAAAGAGGGAAUUGCAGCGUUGAGGAAGGGGAUGAAGGAGGGAUUGGUGUUGAGUGGUGUGAGGAGUAGUCCGGAGGUGCAGCAGGCUGUUGCGGAGGUUGUUGAGAGACGAAAGAGAGAGAGUAAGGAUGAAUAG
Messenger RNA from Aspergillus glaucus CBS 516.65, 1098 nucleotides. RefSeq names its product J domain-containing protein. The transcript has 3 exons. NCBI's taxonomy places the organism in Eukaryota, Fungi, Ascomycota, Eurotiomycetes, Eurotiales, Aspergillaceae. The record is from RefSeq and is a predicted model, not a curated record. Gene Ontology annotation, molecular function: misfolded protein binding; protein-folding chaperone binding. Gene Ontology annotation, cellular component: endoplasmic reticulum. The coding region runs from base 1 to 1098 and encodes 365 amino acids.